This is a messenger RNA of Podarcis raffonei (Aeolian wall lizard), 3006 nucleotides long. RefSeq names its product chromosome 1 C15orf62 homolog (gene C1H15orf62). The transcript has 2 exons. Lineage: Eukaryota; Metazoa; Chordata; Lepidosauria; Squamata; Lacertidae. The coding region runs from base 1887 to 2429 and encodes 180 amino acids. The record is from RefSeq and is a predicted model, not a curated record.
GAACCCUAAAGAAAAAGGGAUGGUAGGAAAAGUAAGGUGGGAUCCUUGCUAGUUCUUUCAGAAGUCCUAAAAUAAACACCACCACAAUGGCACAAGAAAAGAGGUCUUCUGGUGCAGAGUACCUUACAGACAUUACUAGCUAGUGUUUAUUGGCGCUAAAGAUUGCCCAAAGUGGGGACAACUCUAAUGUAGCCACUCCAAGCAAAAUGUCAUGCCAGAAUAAGUAAGCUCCACCACUCUCAACUAUUACAGUUGUGGCAGUUCUCAUUACUACAAGUAAUUGUAGCCUAGCUCACAGGGUGGUUGUAAAGGUAAAAUGGGUGUGCAAGGGGACACAGACCCAAGCUAGCUCCUUACUGAAAAAGUGAAACAGAAAUGUAAUAAAUGAUAAAUAAAUUUCCUUUUGCUACAAUAUAACAGGAAGUACUAAAGCAGCAUCAUAAAUGUUCUAGGAUCAAAAUACUGUCUACUGCCUUAAUUUUACAGGAACAUAAUAUCACUUUAAUUAAGAAUAGGCAAAACACUGCAAAUGCUCUUUUGAGGAGGGUUCCAGAAUCUUAACUAGUGAUUUCUUCCUCAGAUUCCAAGAAGAGAACAAUACAAAUCCCCAAAUCUAAAAUUGUUGAAAACGAAACAUCUUACAUUGAGGGGAUUCCCCUGGCCUAAUAUCCUGUAAAACCAGUGGAACCAUUAUCCUAGAAAUUGUGUGGCAUUUUAUUUCUCAGCACUCUAUUAAACAGAUUCUAUACUUAAACAUUUAGUGUUGUUGAGUCUCAAGAGGACUUAUAGGUGGCAUGGCUCUUUAAUACUAACCAACAGCUUUUCACUUUCAGCUUGGAGCUAUCCAGUUCAUAAAGCAGAGUAAAAACAGCCAUUUUUGUACAUUCCUGAUUAGUCAGGCCUUUUUAAAAAUUUGAAGGCAGUUGGCACCUUAUAUUUGUGACUUAAUUGCUUAUGUAACAUAUAAUGGUGUGAGAAUACAGUAUAUAGAAUAAUAGAAUCGUAGAACUGUAGCCUUGGAAGGGACCCCGAGGGACAUCUAGACCAACCCCCUGCAAUGCAGGAAUCGCUAAAGCAUCCAUGGUAGAUGACCAUCCAACCUCUUCUUUAAAAUCUGCUGGAGUGGAUCAGACCAAGGUCCUUCUGGUUCAGCAUCCUGUCUCCAGGAGUGACCACCAGUCAGGUAUCCCUGGACAGCUGUAAGCUUAGCGUGAUUAUUUGCUUCUGUCUCUCCACCACACCUGAUAGUCAGAAUCUUACUGCCUCUGACCAUGAAGGUGCCAUUUGGGGACGGGGAGAGAUCCCAUCUCCAACCUUAAGUAGAAAUGCACGGGUCCCUUGAACUUGCAAUUCAUAACUGGGUCUUACUGUAUUUCCUUGUCCUCCCCCUCCUCCAGCAGCUACACUGAAAGUUGUUCAAGUAGUAUUCCAUAGAAGCCCUGUAUUCUCUUGAAGCUUUGUAUGUGUGGGCUGACACUUCACAGGUCUACACACCUACUUCCUGCAAUCUCUGCAAUUAACUAAUAGUGUAAAUCCCAGUUUCUGAUGUAACUGAGUCAGCAAGGGCUUGGCACAGAACACGCACAAAGGAAUUGCCACCAGCAAAACACAUGAGUGGCUGAGUGAGAAGGGCAAGGAGUAACACCGAAGGAAUGGUGUUCUAAAGGUAGAGCCGAGAAGAUACAGUGGACUUUUAAACAUGGACACAGGUAUGCUGGGCCCUGGGCUGGAAGGACUUCCUUCAAAAUUCCCCUCUGUCUCACAAAAUUAGAAGAAAGAAGCUCCCCACUGACUCAGAAAGCCUCAAUUAAGCUCAACACGGAGGCCUCUGGCCUCGUUCAUUACACAGUUGGAAGCCACCAGCCUUUUUUAUUGCUUCCCUCACCAUGGACACUUGGCGGAGAGGAUCCAUCAGAUCCUCUGGUUUCUUCAAGCGCCUCUCAUUCAGGAGGCAUAAAAAGCUGGGCAAUCAAGUCACAAUCUGGAAUCAUAACAGCCAAACAAUAGACACCAGUGGACAACAGUACAACAAAAGGGAGCUCCCAAGAGACUUGACGGGAAAGUCGGACUAUUUAUCGUGUCAGAGCGAGCAAAACCUACUCAGCAAGCCACUGCCACCUCCCAAACCACCUCGGCUAUAUCUGGACAGUGCCAGCUGCCCCAAUAUAAUAAACCACACUGAUUCUCCCUCUACAGACAUUUCUUUCCCAAGCACUUCACGUCAUUUCCACAAGGCCACUCAAACACAGCCAGACCUAUUUUAUAGGAACCAAGCCACAAACUGGUGGCUCUCUGAAACCACCUCCUGCUACAGAAAUCCUAUUCGUGAUCCAUUAGACCCCUUUUUUUCUUUCACAUUGGAUUUGGGGCCCUCACUCCUUGACGAUGUUUUGCAGACACUCAGAAACCAGAAUUUACUGUCAGAUUAGCUAGACUUGCAAAUAAAAGCAGAGGAAUUAAUUACACCGAACCACUGGCUCAUCUUCAUUGCCUGUACGCAACCGAGGCUGCUUUUUGUUUUUCUCAAUGAACUGAGAACAGCAGACCAGCUAGCAGUUGAACACAGUAUCUACUUGGAAUUUACUAGCAUUACUGUAUUUCCAUUCAUCACACAUUCCCAAGAACUUCUACUCAGAGUACUUCAUUAUGACAAGAUGCUUCCUACAUUUGGACCAUAUCAGAGAUUCUACAACUAAUGUGUGUCUGCAAAAGGGUGGGUGGUUGUAACAUGAAGGAACUAUAAGGAACUCAUGGAUAUACAAGAGUCUUGAACUAUACAUGACUGAAGUUCAUCUUCCUUUAUGCUGGUGCAUAUUUUCCUCAUUAAUGGGUAUAUUUAAGCUAUUAGAAAGCCAGACCAUUAUUGGAAAGCAAUUAUUUUUCUUUCUAUUUGUCAAAGGGGAAAGGAAGUGUAUAACUAUUGCUUCCACAAUAAGCUAUGAAUAAUCCAUUGUAAAAUGUGAAAGAGAAUAUAUAUUUUAGACCUUAUUAAAAGUAUUUCCUGUA